Molecule: messenger RNA, 1860 nt
Organism: Ornithodoros turicata
Lineage: Eukaryota; Metazoa; Arthropoda; Arachnida; Ixodida; Argasidae
Product: zinc finger protein 501-like
Exons: 2
Coding region: 77-1240 (387 amino acids)
Biological process (GO): regulation of gene expression
Cellular component (GO): nucleus
Source: RefSeq, a predicted model, not a curated record
ACUAACUGAGCGACAUCGAGACCAGAGCAAGCCGUGUGCACUUGCAUCCACGUCGAAAACCAGCCUCGAAUGCCACAUGUUUUCACACUGUCACAAUGAGUCUGAAAAGUGUUCCACUACUCCUCCAACGAAUAUUCAGAUGGGAGAGAAGGGUUCUGGGUGUAACAUCUAUCCCGCUGCAUUCUCGUGGUAUGGAAGUGACAAGAACCAUGUGGUGAAGCAUACUGACAAGAGGCCACACAAGAGUGAUGUCUGUCCUGCAGAGUUCAGCCUGAGCGGGAACAUACAGCAGCACAAGCGGACAGAUUCAUGCAAGAAGCCACACAAGUGUGAUGAGUGCCCUGCAGAGUUCAGCCGGAGUGCUCAUCUGCAGCAGCACAAGAGGAUACACACAGGCGAUAAGCCAUACAAGUGCGAUGUCUGCCAUGCAGAGUUCAGCCUGAGAGGGAACCUACAGCAGCACAAGCGGACACACACGGGUGAGAAGCCAUACAAGUGCCAUGUCUGCCACGCAGAGUUCAGCCUGAGAGGGAACCUACAGCAGCACAAGCGGACACACACGGGUGAGAAGCCAUACAAGUGCGAUUCCUGCAACGCAGUGUUCAGCCAGAGCGGGCAUCUACAGCAGCACAAGCGGACACACACGGGUGAGAAGCCAUACAAAUGUGAUGUCUGCCACACAGAGUUCAGCCAGAGCUGGGCCCUACAGCAGCACAAGCGAACACACACGGGUGAUAAGCCAUACAAGUGCGAUUCCUGCAACGCAGAGUUUAGCCAGAGUGGGCAUCUACAACAGCACAAGCGUACACGCACGGGUGAGAAGCCAUACAAGUGCGAUUCCUGCAACGCAGAGUUCAGCCUGAGAGGGAACCUACAGCAGCACAAGUGGACACACACGGGUGAGAAGCCAUACAAGUGCGAUUCCUGCAACACAGAGUUUAGCCAGAGUGGGCAUCUACAACAGCACAAGCGUACACACACGGGUGAGAAGCCAUACAAGUGCGAUGUCUGCCACGCAGAGUUCAGCCAGAGCUGGGCCCUACAGCAGCACAAGCGAACACACACGGGUGAUAAGCCAUACAAGUGCGAUGUCUGCCACGCAGAGUUCAGCCUGAGAGGGAACCUACAGCGGCACAUGCGGACACACACGGGCGAGAAGCCAUACAAGUGCGUUCUCUGUCCUGCAGCGUUCAGACAGUGCGGAACCUUGUCACGUCACAAGCGGACACACACGGCGUGAUACAAGUGUGGUCUCUGUCCUACCGAAUAUCACAAAGAGGCGUUCUGAGGCGAGAAGCCAUAGAGCCGUUUACUAGGAGAGGUUGGCCAUUGGGAGGAGCCUGUCCCAAAGCGCGCCAUUUGACGUGACACGAUGGGCGGCGCCAAGGCCAGUGGCAUCAUUUUGCAUCAGAGCUAUCGCCUUGAAAUCCCCCAUUCCGCCAUUUUGGGGCGGAGGCACAGCCUUGAAAUUCCCCUGUGCCGCCGCGGGUCGUCUUUCAUCCCAGUCAAGUGGGCGGAGCGAUGACGUCUGUGACGUCACGGCGGCUCCCCCAUCUCCGGGCGGCAAAAGAUCAGAGAAUGGCCAAAUUCUUCCUAUAAACGGCUCUGAGAAGCCAUAGAAGAGCAUUCUCUGUUCUGCAGACCUGAGGCACAGCACAAACCUACAGUGUAACAAGAAGACCUACAUGGAUGUGAUGCAAUACAGAUGCAACCUCUGUACUGCAGAGUUCAUGUGGAGCAGGAACACACAAAGUUAGAGAAGCCGCUGCUAGAGCUAGUUCAGCCAGAGCACGAAUUUGUGGCUUAAGAUGUAGCCAGGACACUCUUGGGAUAGGGACCAUACAGGUGCGCAGGCACCAA